Messenger RNA from Dermacentor silvarum, 6726 nucleotides. Its product is annotated as probable ubiquitin carboxyl-terminal hydrolase MINDY-4. The record is from RefSeq and is a predicted model, not a curated record. Gene Ontology annotation, biological process: protein K48-linked deubiquitination. NCBI's taxonomy places the organism in Eukaryota, Metazoa, Arthropoda, Arachnida, Ixodida, Ixodidae. Gene Ontology annotation, molecular function: K48-linked deubiquitinase activity; cysteine-type deubiquitinase activity. The transcript has 13 exons. The coding region runs from base 64 to 1629 and encodes 521 amino acids.
GGUAAACAAAUGGCAGCGCAGGUUUAAAUGUCCAGAAACGUUCGAAUAUUGUGGUUGUAAUACAUGAUCAGCAGAAACAUGAUCGAAACUAGCUCAGCUUACGCAACUGCUAGUAUCCAAGCGAGAUGUGUAGAAGACGUCUCCUGCUGCAUCGUGCGCGAAUAUUUGUCCCGUAAGGGUCUGAAAGAUACGCUGGCAAAGAUGGACAAGGAGUUUCCCAGGAAUGAAGGUUGCUUUACGGCCAGGGAUCAGCUGAUCAAGGCUGCUUUUAUGGAACGACUCGUUCGAGACAACAAGGCGAGAGAUUCUCCUUUCCGUGCGCUGCUUGAGAUGCUGAUCUACGAAAGACUUCAGAAAAAGAGCGUCAAAUCCAAACACGGUUCCAAAGUGAACCUGGUGCCCAGUGCAGGCGACAGCGCGAGGCACGUGGAGAUGAACAUCAGAAACAACAACUGCAUUCCCGUGGCUUUGAAGGAAGCAAAGUCGGAGAGUAGCGACUCCCUGAGUUCGCUCGAAGGCGCGCUUCCUGUGAGGACCGUUGCGGACACGGACAGGCCUCAGUCGGCGCGGGGCAGGCGUGAGCCUGGAGGCUUCAUAGUGCGCCGUCCUGCGAGGAGCGACAUCGAAUCCGUCCACCGUCUCAUCUCCAAGUCGCAGCAGUACCGCGGGCCUACCAGGGUCACAAACUCGGCGAUCCAACGGAUGGAAGAGGCGCUGAAGCACGAGCCGGGUGUACACGACGGUGAAGGAGACAGGAUCGACGCGGACCAUCUGCUUGAAAAGUAUGGAGUGACUGUGCACUGCAUUCUUGGUGGUUUCGAAGUUGAUGUGCCGCGAAGGAACGCUGCUUUGGCCAGGGCACUUGCUUUCAUCCUGUGGCAGGCGGGCGACUCAAACAAGGCCAUCGUGGCAAACCCAACUGGAGUCAACGUAGCCCAGACUGAUGGCAUCUUGGCCAGUGAUGGCAUCAUAGAAACUCUGACGCUAUCAACGUUCACAUCAAAGGUGGCAUUGCAAGAAUAUUACAGUUCCUGUAUAUUUAAACUGCAAGAGGAAAAUUGUUCAAGCUGCGUUGCUUUCUUGAUAUCUGUCCUAAUGACACAUGGCUUCGAAAGGAUACGUGAAGAAAUGGACGAAAGAAACAGCUCACUUAUUGGAAAGCACAGCCAUUGUAACCAGGAGGUUGUCAAUCUUUUGCUCGUGGGCGUGGCCGUCACGAACGUCUUCGACAACAAGCUGUGUUUUGGCAAAGAAGAAACAACUGUGCUGAGGGGCAUCACAUCGCGGUCAAACAUAGGUUUGCUCUCACUCUAUGAACACUACAAGUCCUGCAAGGUUGGCUCGUACUACAAGGAUCCAAAGUACCCGAUCUGGAUCGUGCUGAGUGAGAGCCACUUUUCAGUGCUCUUUGCCAAGUCAUUCCUGGCCCUUGCACCUGAAGACGAAAAGUUUGACCUUUUUUACUAUGACGGUCUGAACAAGCAGGAAGAGGAAGUACGACUGACAAUCGAUCCAACAGCAGGCAUUAGUAAUGAAGAUGUUGUGAUGACGCCCCCUCUAGAGCUUUGCAUCCGAACAAGGUGGCAAGGUGCAUCAGUGUCAUGGAACAACGCUGAGCCUUUGCUGUAAUGUCCACUUGUCAGCAAAUUCAUUCCACUGUGUGCAGUAGCUGCGUGUGUUCCUUUUAUCUUUUUUUUAUUAUAUUGAAGCAGUAAAGCAAAAUUUUGAGCUUUAAUAAUAAAUAUGCUUGUCAUAUAUGGUUAGCUCGCUAUAAGGAUAUGACAUGGGUUGAAGAUAGUAGUCAGUCUAGUCAGCGUGUAGCAUGUUUAAUGCUUCCCAUUGCACGUGCUCAAGAUUUGUAUGCGUUUAUUAGAUGAGGCGAACUUGAUGUUCAGGCUUUGCUGCAUAUGAUUUACCUGGCUGUAUUAUUGUGAUUCCUUUUCUUUUUAUAUUGUACGCAUUAAAACUGUACAGGCACAUCUUCAGUUGGCUAGAGCUCACGAGCAUUGCUCUUUGAAAAAAAGAAAAAGAAGCUGCAUUAUUUUAAAUAGAACCUCAAGAGACUGAAAGUAUGUUUCAUUGAACAGGACUUUCCUUUAUGAGAAAGAUACGUUGGGAUGCAGCACUAUACGUUGUACACCUUCGUAACACUGUUGUCACGAAUGUUAAAUAUAGAGAAGUGAAUCUAGCCGCUAGUACUACUUUAAUUACAAAAAUAAAAUGACAAGGUUCUAUGGCAACUUGCAAAAAAUUUAUUUUUCAACUGCUAUACUAUACUUGCUAUGCAUUAAAAAUGUUAACAACACUUUCUUGCCAAAGUCCUUUCUAUCGCUAUUUAAGCAAAAUUUUGCAGCUUGGUUCUUUCUGAAAAAAAAUUUGUUUCAUACCUGCAUUGCCAGGUCUGCUUCAUGAAGUGUUGCAACAUCUUCUGUAGCUCAAUUUAAGCAAAGGUGCGAAGAUUUUGGUUCCAAAUAACACACAUUCCUUUUUUUUUUCCCUCCAUCAAAGUACAAGACCAAUUGAUUUAGAGGUACUAAUUGUUCCCUCUAAAUAGCGAUUCAAUUUAAGAGACUUUCAUUUGCCAAUAUUCUACUAUAUGUAUUUUUGCAUUGCCGCUCGGUUUCAGAGACAAUGCUUUUGAGCAAUGACAACCAUAGUCAUGGGAGCAGCAGAGUAGUCAAAGCAAUAUACUUGAACCCCCACUACUACUGUGGCAUUAGGCUCUCUUUUCUCUGCAGCGCAUUGCCCGAGUGCCCUAGACAGAAUUGUGAACAUCUGAACUUUCUCAAUUUAUUCCUAUUUAGUAUCUCACAUUCUGAUGUACUGUGCUGGUAUGUUGCAACUUCUUCAAGGUGUUGACUUGUAAUGGCACCAUUAGCACAGGUAGACAAGUGCCAGUGUCAUCAAAGAUGAUGUGUGUGUACCAAGAAAGUGACAAUGUAACCGAGUGAAAUAUUACAGCUAACGCUUCAAUUGUUAUUAGCUGGCCUUCAUCAUUUGCCUGUGGUAAAGCUGGUCACUUUUUACAAUUUUUAUUUUUGUUUUAAUUUGUAUGUGUUCAUGUGUGUGCUGUUUAAGGAUUUAAAUUUUUUGUCUUUUUAUGCUGUUCUUUUGUCUGCUGCUUUGAUAUUGAUUACAAGGCUUGAACUUUCGAGUAGUAAUAUUUUUCUCAUUAGCAGACAAGAAAUUUUAAUGUCCUUUGUUGUAUUGUUUUUGGAUCUCAUAAUACUUUUGUGGCUGGCUGAGAAUUCAGAUCUGUGACCAGAAUUUUUUUUUUUUUUUUGUGAAAGUUGCUAUCACAUUGUAAAUAGUAAAGUAAGUAGCUUUUGCAUCUUUGAAGAUGACAGGACUGAUUUUUAGGGUUAGGCUAGAUUGAGAUGCUGAUAAGCAAGUCCUUGACUUCACAUGUGAUGUCACAUCCUUUGACGAGUUUUAGUAGGGAGUGCGAUUAUUGUUACAUGCUAUUAGUACAAGCCGCAAGAGCUCUCGAGACCUAUGAAUCUAGAGAUUAGCCUGAUGUAGGGCCCACUGCUAUGGCCCAUACCAGGACAUAUCUUUUUGCAAUGAAACUUGAACUUUGAGGGCAUGCUUUUGCAUAUAGUAGCACACAACCCAUUUUGUCAAAGGUUUAGUUGUUCAAAAUUUUGUCUUCACUUGCCACUAAACCCGCUAAAUGGCCUAAGGAGAGUUUUGGUUACAAGCCAUAUGGGCUCUGAACUUUCAACAGAUGGCUACUCACUUUGUUAACAGGCUGCAUGGUGGUAAUCUUCAGCAUUACCGCACUGCAAGGAACAUUGGAAGACUUUGUUGCAUUGCUAGUAUCCUUAUUUAUGGACAAACACCAGGUCACUGGGAAUUUUUAGCGAAAAUUCAUUAAGAAAUGAUGAUGACUUGCUGAAAGUGUCCUUUUUAUGAUUCAAUUGUUCCGAAGUGUCUUCCUUAUUAUUUUGCGAAUAGCUUUAAAUUACCUCCUCCAGUGGCAAGUCAAUGGUUCAAAUGUGAAAGGGAGAACAACCCUCGAUUUUCUUAAACAGUAUUAGAUCUCAAGAUUAUGGUUUGCUUAGAAAAGUAGCUUUUAUGCACCCAGAUGGCUCAUUAAUAAUCUGUUUCAUAUUUCUUUAGAAGUAGCGACUAAUGUAAUCACAUAGUAUAUCCUCUUCGGGAUAAAGUGGGGGCAAGGCAUUGAACUUAGCCAAAGUGCCCUGAUGAAUUUUACCAGGGCAAUUUACUGGCUAUUUAUCUCAUUAAAAAAGUUGCUAAGGCUCUAAAAAGACAAAUUUGUCAUUAAGGUGACUAAAAACUCACUGCAUUUAGAGACCUUGCUAAGUUGCCAACACUGCUUCAUUGCUGCCCCACGCACAGUGGCAGCAGCUCAAUGACUGGCAUUCUGCUGAUUCUUCAUUUCUCUCUACUGCUGAUAACAAGGUCAUGUCUCUGAUUCCCAUUCAUGGUGGCCACAUUUUGACAGGGGCAGAAUGCAAAAUCACUUGUGUACUUAUUUACUGAUCCACAACGGUCUAAAUAGGAGAAAUAUAUCUCCCCACGCUAAGGAGAGCAAUAGAUGGUGUUUAAAACAUGGCGGCCAUGAUGCGUUUUAGGCUCUGCAAUCACUUUUGUUGCACAUGGUUCGUAAAAGCGUAGCCUUUGUGAUCCGUUUUUGUUACUCAGAGGCAACCGUCACUAGGGAGCGAAUUUGGCCACCAUCUGUUCAAGUAAUGUUACUACACUAUGGACAGGCAUCAUGCUGAUGUCCUAACCAAAGAGUAGGGCGUUUUGUUCAAGAGGUAAAAGCAAUUCUUGUGACUGAGCAGGGACCAACUUGUGCCUGCUGCUGAAGCCUUUGUGGUGAUUCACUGUUUGCAGAUGAGGGCGAGAAUGUUCACUGGCAGCAAAAUCACAACCAUUCCUUUCCUGAAAAUUCCGCCUAGUGAAUUCUGCUCUAUAGACUAAUGCAUUUUUGUAAUGUGACUACACACGUCUGAUUAUUGCUGAAAACGGAUGCCAAGCAUGUUAGGAACCUGGAGGGAGGAAAGCAAAUGCAUUGUGACUGCAUUUGACUCCACCAUCAAUUGCCCAGCGAGGACAAGUGGCACAAGAAACACUGGUGGCCAUGCAGUCCAAGUACUAUCACCUUUCAGUCGCUGAGCACUGUACAUGUGAACUCGGAAACAAUAUAAUUGUGGAACAUUUGAGCAACGUUUUGCCAUUGUUAAAAUAUUUCAUGAAUGUCAGUGUGCUUUCAACUGUAAUAGCAUCCCUUUGUUCUGUCACAGUCUGGCUUAACAGUAUUAGCAUCCAUGGCUACAUACAGUGCCAUGUGCAUUAGCGAAACAUGAAAGCUUUCAUCCAAUAUUUAAGUACUUGUUGCAAGUGCUUGUGACCUGAUCAACAUGCUAAAGCCAUUUCAUUCUCGGUACCUUUCAUUGCGUAAUGUGCGUGCAUAUUAAAUGAAUACUAAGGGCAAACAUUAAGUUAACCAGUGCUGAUAAAUGUGUCUGAAAUGUCUCUUUCACUGAGAACAAAGUUUUUGUAGUAAAAAGUAAUUGUAAAUGUAGGAUGGGAUUGGCACUACCAGUGCAAACAUUAAGUACCAGCGUCCAUAGCAUUGAUGAAACUUAGCCACUGGUGAUGAAAAAAAAAGUUACAUUUGAUUUAAAGGAAAAUGCAGUUUGUCAUAUAUUACAUUACUCUCAUACUUUUUUAAUAGAAUGCAGAACCCUCCCUGUGCAAACUUUUCACUCGAGGCAGAGAGAAGUACGUCCCAAGCCUGGGGUCAAGGGUUGAUUCCAGGCCUAUGUCGACCCAUACUGAUCGCGGUGGAAUACAAAAUUGCUUGUUAAGGAACCCCAAAUAGUUGAAGCACUCCACUACGGCAUCCCUCAUAGCUCAUGUGUUUGAAGUGUUAUACCCCGUUGAUUUCAUUUUGAUUUACUACCUAGCUCAGCUGAUGACCUACGAGAUUGCUGUAUCAGCUACAAGAGAGAUCUCCUUUAUGAUCCUUUAUGAGGGGCAAUUUAAGUGGCAGACUAAUCAUGCGGCCAUGUUCAUAUUCGUCUUUAGUGUCCCUUUAAGUAUUUCCAAAGCAGGACAUGCAUGCAUGUCCUUUACCAAAGGAUGCUAGUCAGGUGCAUUCCAAGAGAUUACUGCAAAAUCGCCUAAAUAGGGCUUGACCCACCAUGGUUGCUUAGUGGCUUUGGCAUUGUGCUGCUAUGCACAAGGCUGUGGGAUCAAACGGUGGCCACAGCAGCCACAUUUCUAUGGGGCGAAAUGCAGACAUGCCUGUGUACCGUGCAUUGGGUGCGUGUUAAAGAACCCCAGGUGGUCAAAACUAAUCCGGAGUCCCCCACUAUGGUGUGCCUCAUAAUCAGGUCCUGGUAUUGGCACGUAAAACAUGAAAAUUUAAUUUUUAAUCUGUUUAAGUGGGUCUUCUCCAUCUCAUAUUACAAAACAAGGUUUGACAGCAUAUAUUGGUGCCAGCCUAGAUUGCUUGAUCUCUGGCAUGUGCAAAAUUUUAGCUUUAGCAGUGCUUUGUGUGCAAACCUUGGCUGUCUCAACUGUAGCAAUUUGCUUGUGUUGAUGAGCCCAUUUGUAGAAUUUUGCACGGGCUCCAUUUUGUACUGAAUCCUGUACAAGUUUUUCCUGUGUGUUAUCUGUUGGUCUGUCUGUCAGAAUUUCAAGCCUCAACUUGUGUGCAUUUUGCUGCAAUUAAAGAUGCUGUGAUAUCAU